AUGGCUUCCUUGGCAGGAUUCCAGUAUACACCUGAAAAUGUGCAAAGACUGGAAAAGGUAAUUUGAAAUCUCUGUAGUUAUUAUUAAGGAUUAACCUACUAGCAAGCUCUCCCGGCUUAAUUGCAGAAUAUACCCUGCAACUUUAAAGCAACCCCCCAAAAUAGGUGGAUAUGCGGAUACUCAGCCACUACGUAUCGGCGUAUCUGCAUAUCCACUUUUUGACACAGUGGAAAAUAACAAAUGCGUUUUUUGUUGAUGCAAAAUUUUAAACAGAAUGCAGUAGCUUUGCAAUAUUGAAGCGACAUGUUCCCGCUGAAUUCAAGAAAUAUUGUAGAUCCGACUCAGCUUAUAGGCUACGAUUCAGACCAGAAAGUCCAUACAAACAACAAUUUUUGUUAUUUUCUUUUGGUGGUCUUUUCUUUGUGCAGAAUUAUAAUAUUUUGCUCCUGGAACGCUAGUGUAACAGUUUUCAUGCUUUGUUGUUUCCUGCGCUUUCUGGGGUGAAAAUGAAAAUGUAUGAGAGAUCGUCGCAAGCUGUCUUUUUCUUUUCCCACCCCUCGCACUGGUGUCUCCUUUCGUGUGCUGCUCUCACGUGACUUCUCGCGACUCCCCCCAAUGGAGAGCUUGCCCGCAGGCUAAUUUAGGAAGUAUUAUUAAAGCGGUUGAACAAUUCAAACCAGGGGAAUUUCUUUUUUUAGCCAUAGCUUCCUGAAAGGACAGGGGCUUGAGCAAUUGUUUUCUUGAAAGAAUCAAAGAUACAAAAAAUUCAUAGGACCCUCCAGCCAUUUUUUUUACAGAUGCAAACAAAAAAAACUUCCUUUCACAUUGUUUACUUUUAUAACACGUUUUUAAUUUCCCUGGGCUUUUGAUAUCUUUUAUUCAGCAAUUGUCGCAAAUCUUGCAACCUGUGAGACAUACAAUGUAUUUCCCACCCUGGAGAAUUUCUGUGGUGUCACGGACACUGCGGAAUAAGCCUUGCACCUACAUGUAAUUAAUAUUGAAAAUGUCAAUUUGGAUUGAAUUAUCAUAAUGAACAUGUAUCAUUAAAUGUGCAGUUUAAAUGCAUUUAAAUGCAAUUUAAAGGAGUUAACAACUAAGAGUGCCUUUAGUGCGUGAGGUCAGUGGUCUUUGGCAUGCGCAUACCCAGUAGCUGGCUACAUCGAUCAUGUGAUUCAUUGGCGCAUUCAGUUUUUCUUCGUGCUAGGUUCUGUCAGCCAUUUUCUCCCCCCCCUCCCUCUAGGCUUUGUUGGUUUUUCUCCACUGAUGUUUUUUUCAGUGUGAUGGGUGCCUGUUCCUUUCCUUUUGUGUGGGGGCUCAUGGCUGGGUUACGCUGUUGUGCCAGUCAUGGCGGCAUUAUUUCAAUCUAGGGGCUGGCUGCCAAUAGUGGAAGCCCCUGAAUACUCCAGGCACCCAACCUCCAUUUUAGCGAUGCAGUUGGUAACAGUCCAGUCCACUUUUUUUAGGCUCUGCACACCAUGCAAGAAAGGGGCAUGGAAUCAGACCCUCGUUAUGCACAGCUGAUGUCAUUAAUGAGAGCAAAACCACCAAAUAUUGACAUGUCAGACAUUGGACAGGGCCACCAGCUACCACCGCAAUCAAUGCCAAUGGGUAUGGGAUUAGGUGAUAUGCAGUCACGAAGCUCCCCAGCUCCAAACAUGAUGUCUCCUUCAACGCAAAAAGUGCCUUCUUUCACCUCACCCCAGUUAUUGCAGCUCAGAGCUCAAAUCAUGGCUUACAAGCUCUUAGCACGAAGUCAGCCUCUGCCAGAACAUAUUCGCAUCGCCAUUCAAGGCAAGUCGUCAUCUGUAAAACCAGGUGGACUGGGUAUGCCGCAACCUGGCCAGUUGCCAUCCAUGAACCAGAAUCAACAGGUUAAUCAGGCGACCCCUCAGAGCCCGUCUCCCUUUGGUAGUGGAGGCAUACCAUCUUCUUCUGCUGGACCUGUACCUAACCAAACUGCAUAUAAUGUUCCUGGAAUGACUACUGGUAGGUUAACACAUGCUUUGUUCUAUGUCUUUGUUGCCCAGUUGGCUGCAUUCUUUUUUUUUUUUUAAUAGAGAUGCAAAAUGCUGACCUAAUACUGUGUGUUACAGAUAUAAUGGUAAUUGAACUGAGUGGAAUGCAAAUUGCUCUGAAAUCGUUUGCAUGAUUUUAAGCACUCAUCCAAUUUGAAAUCACAAGUAUGAUUUCAGACCAAAAUUGUACUACUCUAAUACACUUUAUUACAGAUAAUUUUUUUUGGUUUACACAGUCUGGUUUUCCGGUGAAUACCUUCUGUUUAUCUGGUUAGCAUGGCACACAUUUGAGUCAAAUAGUUGAACAGACUGUUCUUCAGAAUAAUAACCUUGCAACUUACUUUGUCAUUAGCUCAGCAACUUCAGAUCAAGCCAUCUGCCAGCUCAAGUCAGGCAUCAAACUCUGCCUCCAUGGCAGCAGCUAAAGGUGCUGCUGCAAGUGCUAUUGCCGCAGCUUCCCAGCAGCAUAAGCUGAAAGAGCAGCAGCGUCAAGCGCUGGCCCAACAGCAGCAACAGCAGCAGCAGCAGCAGCAACAACAACAACAACAGCAACAGCAGCGCAAGUUACAACCUCAGGGUUCCACACAAGCAGGGAUAACAAUGCCAAGCAAGCCUAGACUGGCACCAGUCGCUAAACCUACUGGUCUUGAUCCUGUCACUAUACUGAAAGAAAGAGAAAACAGGUAAGAGGCAUUAAGUUCAAUUUUUUGCAGUUAACCAUGACUUUCUCAUUUUGUUACUUCCUCAUAGAUGAAGUGGGGAGAAGAUGAUUCAUAUUUACAUCUGGGAACCAUUUAAACAAUAUGUUACUGUAGAUCACCAAAACAAGACUUUGGAGCAUUGAAUUUCCCCUCAUAAAAUGGCUGCUUUUUAUGUUUCUUAAAACACCUCUUCAACCCUUUUUAGGAUCCAAGCACGUAUUGUACAGCGUAUCGUGGAGCUGGAGGCACUUCCAGGGAGCAUUCCUGAUGACCUUAGAAUGAAAGCCAUGAUUGAAUUGAGGGCUCUCAGACUGCUCAAUUUCCAGAAACAGGUUAAAUGGCAUAUUCAAUCUACCACCCCAGUUGUAUUCUUCACCUGUGUGACCAGUUUUCUUACGUUACUUGAAAUAAAAACUCAAAUAUGAAAAUUUAGGGCAUUUGUAUGUAUUAUGUUUUUAUUUUCACACACUCUUUCUUUUGCAUGUUCUUUGGUCAAAUUUUACAAUAGCCUGAGAAAGCAGCCAACAUUUUGCAAUGCCACUUUUUUCCCCCACAAAGUGACAUCUAAGGAUCAAGUGCAGCAAUUCUACCUUGUUGUAUACUGAUGAUGUGUAGUGCUUUGGAAAAUUUGCUUCAACCAAUCAGAAAUAACUACUUCACAAUUUAAUGUCUUUGAUUUCAAAGGUAUACUGGAGGCUAAACAAUUUCAGACAAAUUUUCCAAAAAUUAUGUAUUGUUUGCAAGUAAUGUACAAAGAGUAAAUUAAACAUGUCGUUUAAUCAUUGUUACUUUUUACCUUUGAUCCUUUGUUUAGCUGCGAGCUGAAGUAGUGGCAUGUACAAGAAGGGACACCACACUUGAGACAGCAUUGAACUCUAAAGCUUACAAACGAAGCAAGAAACAGUCUCUUAGGGAAGCAAGGUAUUCACACAGCAUACAUUCAUUCUCAUAUUUCUUACACUGUAUUCAAUCUCUGUCUUUGGACUUACCUUCAGAAAUUCCAGCUCUUGCCACCCCAUCCAUUUCCAAAUGUAACAGAAACUUUAAUAAAAAUGUUUUAUUUUUCUUAGGAUCACCGAGAAACUUGAAAAGCAACAGAAGAUGGAGCAAGAGCGCAAACGGCGACAGAAGCACCAAGAAUACCUGAACACAAUCCUCCAACAUGCGCGAGAUUUCCGUGAAUACCACAGGUCUAUCCAGUCUAAGGUCGUGAAGCUCAACAGGGCUGUGAUGAGUUAUCACUCCAUCACAGACAGAGAGAAGAAAAAAGAGGAGGAGAGGAUAGAGAAAGAGAGAAUGAGGAGACUUAUGGUUUGUCAAAAUGAUUUUUUAAGUUUUUUCAUUGUUCUUGUUAGAAGUAUUACUGUUAACAAUUUGAACUCAACACUCAUUUCAUAAGUAGGUUGAGCAUAAUCGUCCAGGUGAUUGUAGUCCUGAAUAGGACUGUUGUUGACACUGACUGAUGUUUCAACAACCUGUGUGAUAGUCACCUUGAGAGUCAAAGUGAGUUGUAUCAUGUCAGUUGAUCGUGUUAAACUCUGGUUAUUGACUUGAUCAGACAAUUAAGUUGUGAUGUUAUUGGUCUUCAGCCAGUUACGCCAUGAUCACAUAUCACGAUUUUUCAAGUUAGCUCAGUUCUUGUUAUCCUGUUAGGUCUGCAUUUUGUGAUUGAAUGGGUACAUAGGUUAACCUCCUAUACAUACAAUGUAGAUAACAUGACUCUCACUCUCAUGUCCAAUAUUUGCUAUGUUUUACAAGCAAGUACAUUUUGUGGUUAUUAUCACAGGCUGAAGAUGAAGAAGGCUACAGAAAACUGAUUGAUCAGAAAAAAGACAUUCGUCUGGCAUAUCUCCUGGCACAGACAGACGAAUAUGUAGCAAGUCUCACUAAGAUGGUCCAGCAACAUAAGAGAGAACAAAGAAAGAAAGUUGCAAAGGACAAAAGGAAACGGCGCAAGUCUGACUAUGAUGAUGACGAAACGCCAGAAGGUGACCGGCAUGUUCCUGUAGUGGACACAGAGACUGGGGUUGUGUUGAAGGGAGAUGAUGCUCCUAUAGCAGAUGAUUUAGAUGUGUGGCUUCAAAGUCAUCCAGGGUAAGAAGGAGUAUCAAAAUGAUGACAUAACCCUUUAAGUCCCAAUAUCCACAUACAAAUUCUCCAAACUGAUCUCUACAUAUUUGUUUAAAGAAUUAGUUGAUAGAAUUUGAUAAAAGAUCAAAGCAUUAUUCUCUUGGGUGAUCAUUUUAUUAAUUCUCAUAACGUAAUCUCUUGACAAUGUACUGUAUGGAUAUCAUUAGGAGAAAAUUGAUGUUGGUCACUAUUGGGACUUAAAUGGUUAACUCCAGAAAUUUUCGGUUGCUAAAUAUUUUUUCCUUACCUUUUUUCAAAACAAACACAAUCUACAUUUACUGCAAACGUUUUAAAUCUGAUUUAAACAGACUAAUUUAAGGAUUAUUCAUGUGUGUACAUGUACAUGUGGAGGCUAAGUUGCAUUGAAGAUCACUCUAACAAUGAUCAUCAUCCUGGAUUUGAGCUUUUUGAGGUCAGGAGACUUUCACAUAUUGGAACUGUAGCUACUUUAUGUUUCUGUCAUAUAGCAUAUAUGUGCCAGAACCAUGCGAUCCUCAUCAGAAAGACCAAGUGAUAAACCAUUUAAGAAAUAUUAAAUUACUUUUUUCUUGUGUUGAUUAUUCCAUGAUGACUCCACAAUUUGUGAAGCAGAAGUCACACUUACUUCACCCGCAAUACAAUUUGCAAACCCUGCCUAUCUCUGAUUACUAUUUACUACUAGUUACCAAGUGGCCCCACGUCAAGAACAGGAAUCUGAUGACGAGGAUGAAGAUGAGGAAGCUGAGGGUGAAGCCGAUGCUGAGAUGGAUGCCACUGAGAAAGAAGUUGCUGAAAAGAAAUCAGAGAAGGAAAAGAAGAGAGAAGAAUACGGAAAGGAUGAUGAAGAAGAUAUUGUAGAAGAAGAGUAAGGACUUUUUUUCUGUUAAGUAAUGCUCACUACAGAUACUUGAAGAAAAAUUAAUAGUAUAAUUACACAUCUUCUAAAUGAAUGAAUUUAGUUGAAGGCCACUGGCUUAUCAGCUUCUGCUGAUGAGGGUUAACACAUAACAGCAGGAACUGAUAAACCAUUGGCGUUCCAACUAAGGGGCUGUUUACAUGACACGGGGGCGACUUUUGCCCCAGAGCGAGUUCACUCCGGUUCCCUCUCGUGGCUCUAUAUUAUUUUGUUUACAUGAUACCACCACAAAAUGUCAUGCCGGUGUGAGACACCCCGGCGUGAGUUCAUCCCGGUUCUUGUACCGGGGUGAGAAUUUCACUCCGGUACGAAUCUCACAACGGUAUCGUGUAAGCGCGAAACGACCACCCGUUUCGGUGUGAAAUCGGUCUGCCGGUAGACUGGAAGGGGUAGCGCAUGUGUAAUGUUUGCAAUUUUGAAUCACACAUGUAUUUUAUCAACAUAAAGUGUACCUUCAAAUAACGAGAUAUGAAAUGACCCAGUCAUCAUGUAAACGCGAUACAAAAUCAAAAAGUCAUCCCAGUAUGAGACUCAUGCCGGUGCGAGUUUUCUCAGUAAACACCCCCUAAACUAACUAACCUAAAAAUUACAGAUCCUUUCAUGUAAGCCCUAGGGUGGUUGCCAUUUACACAAACAACUCAGUUGGAAAUCUUGUGCAUAAGCAUAAAAGAAUUAAAUUUGACACAGUGAGAGAGUUACUUGCUACAAUGUAUAUCCAGAUCAGCUGAAAAGACUAAGAAGAUUAGAAAAUUUGCAUCCCCACAAAUCACAGUCCACGUUUUCUGAAGCUCCCCAAAGAGAAUGGUUUUUCCAACCAGUGAAUACACAAACAGGAUCUACAUCCCCUGUUCCUUUCAAAAAGUGGUGUUGCAGCCGUGUGUUUCAUAGACAAGUGCCGUGGGUUUUCAGUGUAGUCUGCAGUACAUCACCUUUAAACUACAUAAUGUUCGUUUCAGAGUUGAAGAUAAAGCUGCGUUAGAGAGUCGUCAGUAUUAUCACAUUGCUCACGACGUCAGGGAAGACAUCACUGAGCAACCAACAAUUCUGAUUGGCGGUAAACUGAAGGAAUAUCAGGUAAGCUGUAACUGUUGUUCACCUAAUAAUAGUGUAAUUGGAGAUGUUGAACAGUUGGUCUGCAGGAUGGUACAUUGCAUGGGUUAGCCAAAAAGACAUCACAAAUAAAGUGAUAUCUUUGUUGUGGGCAAAAUUUGCAUGCUACUAGACUUACUGUCAAAUUAUGACCCAAGAAAUUAUUGUCUGUGUUAUCUCCGAUUAAAGCCAAGAUUAGGACACACAAGCAAGCAGGCCACAAAACUACCAUCUGGUUUUCAUGGUUUUUUAGUUUCACAGUAACAAUUGCCAGCCUAAAAUUACUGUCACAUAUAACACCAGCAAUGUUCAAAAGAUAUACUAAACCUUUAAGGUCACAGGGGACACCUUAAAUGUUUCUGAAUCGCAUACCCCUGAAAAUUUCCAUUUUCCUGUCUGAGAUAUUGCUACUUUUCCCACCUCCUCCUAAAAUCCUAGCAUUAAAAACCCUUACAGUGAAUCUGACCCAAAGACACUCACAUUUGCCAGUACAGUUUUUGGUUUAAAGUUGAGUGUUAUGUUUUCAUUUUCAGAUGCGAGGCCUGGAGUGGCUUGUGUCACUGCACAAUAACGCCCUGAAUGGCAUCUUGGCUGAUGAGAUGGGUCUGGGAAAAACCAUUCAAACUAUUGCCCUGUUUGCUUACUUGAUUGAGGUCAAGAAACUCAAUGGACCUUUCUUGGUCAUCGUGCCUCUCUCGUAAGUCAGCUGUAAAUCCCCCAUGACUUAUUGCCUCUACACAUGCGCAUUCUCCUUUUAGCUGCAUGAUGACAUCACAGAUUAAUUAACCAAACUUCAGAAUUUUAUCAACACCUUUCCCAGGUGAAGGCUGUGGUGUGUUGACUCUUUCUGUCCUUAUUUCAAAACAAAGUUUGCGACAGUGACUAUUUGCAUGGUCUUUUGUUUUCCUACUUUCCCACCCCUUUCUCCGACUGUUUGUAUGUCAUCUGCUACAUUCAGUCAACUUUAGCAGGCCAGUCCAGGUUCUUGCUAUCUCCCGCUCUGAGCAAUGACGAGGAGAGGUCCCUGGGAGGUCAGAAUGCUUUGUCUGUUUAAUGGUUAUUAUUUUAUCCAUUUUCUCAAAGUUAUACUAGCUCACCUAACUUUAUUUUGCAGAACACUUUCCAACUGGCUAUUGGAAUUUGAGAAGUGGACACCAUCUAUCAUUGUUGUGAGCUACAAGGUGACCUAACUACUAGGUUUAAAUGACUCAAACUGAACAACAGGGCCCAGUUUUUUAAAGGCCGAUUAGCACUAACCUAGGGUUACACUUUAAUCCUGGUUUAUUUUUCUUUUGUUCAAAAGCAUUUCCAGGAUAAUUUUCUCACUUAUUUUUGGAGCAUUCAAUUAAACAAGUUAUAUGCAAAAAGAACUAAACUGAAUGUUUUUUUUUUUUUGAGCUUCCAUAUCUCAAUUCAAAUUUUGCACCAACCUGGGGUUAUCUUAACCCAGCUUUGAACAACCCAGACCUGUACUACAAUGCAUUAUGUAUACAUGCUCAAUGGAGGGUGGUAACAGUGUUUGUUUAGUUCUACUGUAGUUAUCAUUGUACAGUGGGAUGAAAAGUUCUUUUCUUUGUGUGGCUUUGAUGUGUCAGUAAUACACUGACCAUGAUAUGGCAAAUGAUGAUUGGGUAAAUCUUGGAAUUUGCUGCUAAUUAAAGUAAAAAAAUUAUCAUUGACAACAACAUCAAUAAAAGUGGCAUGAUAUGAAUCAUUUUGGAUAACAUUAUUCAAAUUGACAGUUACAGUGUAUGUACAAGGAAACAUCUUAGAAGACUGCACACUUUUUAAAACCUGUCAUGAAAUUUUCUGUGUUUGUCAGGUGUCGGAGGUGUGCAACAGUAAACCAGGGUUUCGCUAACACCACUAAAGAUUCAGUCUUGAUGAGUGGGGUUUGAUAGUAGAACUUGGAACAUAAAGUUAAUGUUUACAGUUAAAGAGGCUAUGUCGCCACUGUGGAUUUGCUUUACUGAUGUAGACAUAAUGUAAGCGCAUGGCAUCUGGCAAAGUUGUGCCGUGUAAAUUGUCCUUUAGAUAGAGGUUUGUGCUCUAAAACAGGUUGGCUCUACAGGUUAAGUGGGAAGCCAAGGCUUCAUUGCUUAAAUUCUGUACUGUUGUUGCAAUUAAUGAGAAGUUUACAAUGUACUUAUCAUCUUGAUGUAAUGUUUCUCUAUCAGGGCUCACCUAACAUGCGUCGAUCAGCUGCUUCUCAAAUCCGUGUAGGAAAGUUCAAUGUGGUACUCACCACUUAUGAGUAUGUAAUGAAGGACAAAUCAGUGCUGUCCAAGGUAUGUCUAGAUUUGUUUAUUUAUGCAAAAAAGAAGUCCAAUGGACAUUUCUCUAUUACUGACGCUUCUUUCCGUUCCAUAUACACCAAACCACUUACCUCUCAACAAAUUGCAAUAUUAUGUGAGCAUGUACAGGAUAGUAAUAUGAACACCUCUGUUUAAGUACAAUUGGUUCUGCCACUUUGGAGUUUGUGUAGCGAGGUUUCACUGUACACAAUUCCAGAUUUUGUGUCAUGCAUAUAAACCUUAUACUUGUUGAAUUUUGUUUUUGUUGUAAUCAGGUACGGUGGCGCUACAUGGUCGUUGAUGAAGGACACAGAAUGAAGAAUCACCACUGUAAAUUGACGCAGAUCCUAAACACACAUUAUGCAGCACCCCACAGAAUUCUUCUAACUGGAACACCUCUGCAGGUACAAAUGACUGCUAUAUUGCAGGCAACCAGAGGAGCCUGCAAUCCUUGUCUUCAGUUUGCUAUUACACAUGUGUUGCACAUACAUUUAUGUAGCCAGCAUUCACUUAGACCUCCACUAAGAACGAAUGGAAUGCACAGAAUGUAAUCUGAUCAUGUGUGUUUGGACAAUGUAUCACUUGUAAUCUGAUCAUGCGCAUUUUCACCUUCUAUGACAUGAAAUUGACACAAAGCACAGCAUUGGAGCAAGAGCAUUUACAUCGAUCUUGCCCACACUCCCUAACCUUUUGGGAUACUCGUCUCUCAAGACAAGACACUACUCUUGUGAGAAACGAGACAACAAUGGUACACAUAACUUACUUUUGAGUCGUACUGUAGUUUUAUUUAUAGUUAUUCAGGGAUAUGGGCAGGAGCUUUUUCCCCUCGACAUGCAUGGUCAAGCAGAUAGUGUGGGAGAUGGUCGGUCAGUAAAAGUUCUCUAUCAUUUUGUGAUUAGUGCACACUUUUUAUGACCUGUUGGGCAAUACACUGUUCAUGUCAGGUGUCGGAGGUGUGCAACAGCUGCAAAUCCACCAGGGUUUCACUAACGCCACCAAAGAUUUAAAAUUAUUUAAUCUUGAUGAGUGGGGAUUGAUAGUAGGACCCGAAACAAAGAAUUGGAAAUGUUGCGUAAGUGUGUUUUGUUUAAGAUCAUUAUUUUUAUAGAUACAUGGUUAUGUCAUAAUAAUUUUUGUUUAUGCUUUUUUGAUUUAGAACCGUUUGCCAGAGUUGUGGGCCUUGUUAAACUUCCUUCUUCCAACAAUCUUCAAGUCUUGCAGUACUUUUGAGCAGUGGUUCAAUGCUCCUUUUGCAAUGACAGGUGAAAAGGUAAGGCCCAGCAAGAGAAGAAAUACAGUUGAACUUCUCCACUGACAACAGCCACCUUGGGGACAGAAGAAAGUGACCACUGUAGAGAGGUGGCUGUUGUUGAGAGGUUUAAAUGAGAGUCAAUGUAUGGACUGUCUGUCUGUCUGUCUGUCUGUCUUUUAGUGGAGGUUCGACUGAACCACAAGUUUAUAUUGCGCGACGACUUCCAUGAAAGUGUUACAUGUACAUGAAUGAACUAUCUCAUGAAAUAACAGAAUUCCAUCCACAAACAAACCAACCAGACAAAAAAACAACAAGCUCUGACAUUCUCCUCUCUUAGCUUACCACAGUCACAUAUUUCCCCUCAUGUGCCUGUUUAAUGACGAGAGGAAAAGUAACCGCACCCUUAGGAGGUUAUCCUGGCAGUAUAAUCCAUACCUCACCAGGUCGUUUGAAGGGUCACAUCCACACAAUGUAUUUUGUUACAUUUCCUCUAUAUUGCACCUGUUAUUAAUUUUAUAGGCAGACCAAACUGUUUUAAACUUUUUUUUCUCCAUGACUUCUUGACUGCCAAUGCUCAAGCUUUGGAGAAUUCUUGAGAAAUAAGAGUGUCCAUAGAACCGUAUAAAAGUACCUCUAAACAGGUCUCAUAUGAGUGGUCACACCAUAAGAAUUCAUGCACAGACUCAAAAGUUGAAUACUGAAUAGCACCAUGUGAAAGUACUGCUGAACUGGUUUCAUAUGAAUGGUCACACCAUAGGAUUUCAUGCAUAGACUCAGAAGUUAGCUUUGUCAUGUCUCAAUAUUUGACUCUGGGAGUGAAAGAGCUGCAUCAUUCUUUGCAUUCAGUAGCUACAUGUAUCUGAAAUAUGAGCUGCACAAAAGACAGUACCAUUGUGAUAAUUUGAUUAAUCUAUAAUCUUUUGUUUUAUAUAGGUUGAACUAAAUGAAGAGGAGACCAUUUUGAUUAUCCGUCGUUUGCACAAGGUGAGGUGUAAUUUAUUUUUUGCAGUACAAAGACAGUGCUCUGUAAACUUAAAAAUCAAUAUCCUGUCAACUUUUCAAUUCGUAUCAGUGUGUGAAAUACUUUACUCUCCUUGACAGGUCCUACGACCAUUCUUGUUGCGCCGUCUAAAGAAAGAAGUUGAAUCCCAACUGCCAGAAAAGGUAAGAACACUAUUUAGCUCAAAUACUGCUUACAGGUAGGAAACAUACACUUGGUUGUUCAGUUCUAAGUAGAUGUUUUUUACAGCAAUAGUAUAUUGUAUUAUUGACAAAUUGGUAGAGAAAGAAAAAAAAUAAAGUUUCGUUUGUAUCCCAUCUAUUUAAAAACUUUCAUGCUGACUGAACACCCAGUCAGGCUUAAUCUGCACAUAAAUAGGGAUCUUACGAAACCUCGAUGACAACAGCGAUGGGAAUGUCAAAAAACAAUAGGAUAAAUGAGCAAAACACCAACUCUGCACAUGCAUCACGCUUUUUUGUACAUUUCUUUGCCCUCACUGCAUAACUACAAGGUGCAAUGACCAAAUUUUAUGUAUGCUUGGGAAUGGGAACGGCAAGGCGAUAAAUUCUACCAUCUCUGUCUGAACUCGGGUGCAUUCCCCUCUCUUCAGCUCCAGCCAAAAUCCCCUUCUUUUAAAUAACAGUGCGAAUUGGGAUAAGCACGAAAAAGUUUAAAAGGAUGCGAAGUCUAUUUUUCAGUGACGUUUUCAUGAGCGUCGCUGUUGUCGGAUCGUAAGUUCCCUAAUAUAUUAUAUACAGAUUUCUUUAUAGACAAGAGAUUAUAAUAGCCAAUGACAUUUAAACUUGAUAAUAUCAUUUAUGAAAAUGUAAAAUUUUUGUCACUUGGUUUUUGUAUAUAUAUAAGUUGCUGACUCGCAUAUUUAUGUUUCUGGUAGGUCGAGUAUGUUGUGAAAUGUGACAUGUCAUGUCUUCAACGCAUUCUGUACAAUCACAUGCACAAGGCUGGUGUACUGCUGACAGAUGGCUCAGAAAAGGACAAAAAGGUCUGCUACAAAUCUUUUCAUAAUAAUGAUGCAGUCAAACCCUGUUAAUACAGAAACUAAGGGGGCCAUAAAAAAAGUGUCCAUAUUGACGGGUGUCCUUAUUAAGCAGGUUGAAUUUUGAAAAAAAUUAAUGUAAGGGCUUUCUUUCUCCAGGGACUAGCCAAACUGUCUGUAAUAAUUAUUGAGGAUUCUGUAUUAAGCGGGUGUCCAUAAAACUGGGUGUGACUGUAAAAGUAGCCCUUUUCAGAGCACAUGUAACCAUGCUCCUAAUCAUCAGAAGCUCAUACAGGAUGAUCAUGACAAUGUGUUGUCUUUGUUGUCAACUUACCACUGUCAUUGUCAUUGUUAUAAUAGGGCCGUGGAGGUACAAAGACAUUGAUGAACACCAUCAUGCAGCUAAGGAAGAUCUGUAAUCAUCCAUUCAUGUUUCAGCAUAUUGAGGUGAGACAACAGCUAGUGUGCUGUUAGAGACUUGAACCUCAACCUGCUGAUUAAUUUCGCUGUCCAAGGUGGAAAUCAGUUUGGCAUGGUAGCAAUCAUACGUAGGCAGAAUAAAGAACUCAAUGGUGUGGACAUCAAUGAAAGAAUAAUAUUACAUGUCAACUGAAUUCAUGUUCAAAAAUUUAUGCUUUUUUUCUAAAAUUUCAAUAGUACAUGUACUGUACUUUUAUAAUCCAUUCCGAAGCGUUUCAGCUACAGCAUAAAAUAAAGCUUAUUGUGACAUAGACAAUAUUCACAUGAUGUCAUGGCAGCCAUAUUGGUGUUCCGAAACAAUGAAGUGGCGGCCAUACUGGUGUUCCAAACAAAUCCUGUGGGAGUUGGACUCUUUUCUUUUCUAAAAAAUUUGUUUUGUUCCCAUAAAUUUGCAUAGAUGCUGGCCACAUGAGUGAAUGCGCUCUAUAGCUGGAAAUUUACUUCGAGAUCACAUGACAUUGAAAACUGAGCAGCCAACAAUGCAAAAACCAUGUCAGAGGGUAGCAGUGCACUGUUACCCAAGAAUAUUGAUCGAUGACUGCCAUCACAGUGAGGUUUAAUGAAUUUCCAGCUUCAAAAUUUCCAGCUAUAUAACAAAACACUUAAAUGCUGGUCCCUCAGGAAACGGUUAAUUUUGUUUCCCUCGAAUCUCAAUGUUUCCCUUGGCUCCACCUCAGGAGAAUUCUCGGGAAACAAAAUUAACUAUUUCUCUCAGAACCAGUCAUUAAGUCUUUAUUAUUAUUGUGUUAAAUUUUUAAUUUUUUUUAUCUCUACAUUUCAUCAAAGGAAUCAAUUGCUGAGCACCUUGGGUUUGCAAAUGGAAUUGUUCAGGGGUAGGUGUUGUUGCAUUAGAGCAACAUGUAUAAACUACAAUCUUGGACAAAAAUAUAGAGAAAAUUGGACGUUACCAUGUCUAGUUUCAAAAUAAAGUGCUUGAAAGCAGUGGCAACUACAAUAAUCCCCCAUCCCCGCAAAAAAUUAAAUUUUGAAGCCCGGCUGGAUCAUUUCUGAUCCCGACUAAACAACUUUGACCAUAGUGGUACCAAAUCCGCAGGAUAGGCGUUCUGUAGGUAAGAAAGUGCAAAAUUCUUAAGGAACUUUUUCUGUCCAAUUAAGUUUGAUUGUUGUGGGUUCUCGUUUUUUGAUCUUAGUCAGGACUGUGCUUGAGCAGUGGCCAGUGGCCCCUGGUGUCUUACUUUUGCUCUUCGACAACAAGAAAAUUUUAGUAUAUUCAUAGAAAUCCUGUAUUGAGCACCCUGGAUUUCACUGGUUCAUACAUAUAGCACAGGGCUCCCUUCGAUUUUGCUUAGAGCACAGCCUAGAAGGUUAUGAAAAUUUGUUUGAAGAGAAUGAAAGUAGAAACUGUCCGAUUUUAAAAUUUAAAAAAAAAGUUUGAACCAAAGAAUAGUAUGAAUCCGUGCAGAUGUGCAUUCAUCUUUGCUAAUUUAAUUUUUUGUGCAUGUCACACAAACAGGCCUGAUGUUGUAAGAGUGGCUGGAAAGUUUGAUCUGCUGGAUAGGAUUCUGCCAAAGCUGAAGAGAAAAGGCCACAGGUAAUUUUCUUUUACCAAAUUUUGAAAAAACCUUCUAUGCUUACAGUGACAUUCAUCAUCAAAUUUACUUAUGUACAUUUCUCCUCAGCUUGCAAAGAAACUAGUGUCCAAUGGCCCGCGGCUAGUGGAUUUUGCUAUCGGACUAGUGAUUUCUAUUCUUAACUUGUCCAAUGAGCAAAUGAAGUUUUUUGAGGGAAUUCAAAUUACAGAAGAACUGUAGUUGAAAUGACUUUUGGGCUAGUACGUGCGAGCUACCGCUUGCCCAAAUGGCAAGCUGUAAAACUGACUUUCUUUGCACCCUGCUUCUAGGUUUAAGGUAAUAACCUUUCUACCAGAAUCUAGCAAUAGCUUAUGACUAGCUUGAUUGCUGAUUGUUGACAGUUUCAUGAUAGCUAUUGACAUGUAUUGAUGCCUUCCUGUUCCCAUGUACCCAGUCCCCUCGCACCUGCUUGCACUUUCUAGAUUUCUCUCUGUCCUUUACCCUACAAGAGAGCUUGUCACAGUCUACCUCAUUAUCACAAACAAGACUAUUUUGUUCAAAGGUAUUCCAACUAUCCCUGCUUUACAGAUUCUGUAAUUAACAAAUGGUGGUUAAGGGGGUUUUUUAUAGCAGAGAAGCAGAUCGUACUCUAUAAUUAUUUUGUCACAAGAAGUUCCUGAGUUUUAAAUUAUGGUUUAUCUGGCCCCAGUUGUUCAAAAGGCGGAUAGCACUAUCCAUUGGAUAAAUCUCUAUUCACUGUAUAGCACAAUUGGUUUCCCUAUUAACACGUAUCUGUUGGAUAGUGAUUUAUUCAGUGUAUAGUGCUAUCGAACAUUUCAACAACUGGGGCCUGGACAUUAACCUACUCAAUUUUUAUUUUUUUUUAAUUUACUGUUUUUUAGGGUGCUGUUGUUUUCACAGAUGACUUCCCUGAUGACAAUUCUUGAGGACUAUUUCAACUGGAAAGGUAAGAAAACAGUAGUACUAUACAAUUCUCUGCUUUGGUCUAUUGUGACUGUAUACUAUUUUAAUACUGUUUUAGACAUAACAGUAGAGAAGUCAGAAUAAGAAUGCACAUUGCUAGAACCUGGCAGAAGUUCUUCAUGCAUGCCAGGCGUACGAAGUGUGCGAUAGAAACCUAGGGUUUUUUUCCCUCCACUAGAAACAGUGUUUCGAUUGUGGUCAAAAACCCUGGAACACCUGUUUAACUUAACUCUAUUAAUUUAAGAGAGGAGGUCAAACAAACAUUUGUUACUUGCUAGUUCACGCUAGAAGAAGGUAGGGCGUGAUAUGGAUUAUCGUUUUUCAGCGUUUUUUGUGUUUUUAUGAGCUACAAUUUUGCACUGAGUAAAGCAAGAGUCAGUGGAAGAGUAGAACGCAAAAAGUUGGUUCUAUCAACUAAGUUAAUUAAGUACAUGUCAUUUUUCCACCGAAACAAUAUCAAAAGCUGAAGAGCGCUAGCCCUUUGUUAGGGAGAGUCAAUUAAUUGUGUGUUGUGUAGUUGAUCAAGCUUAAGUUAACAUGCUUGUACACAGUUUUUCCAGUGGUUUCAUAGCUUAACUUAGGUAUCAGAGGAUGGAGCCACGAACCGGUGAAAACACAAAAAUAAUGGCUCGUCUCUCCUUCACAUAGGAUACCCUUAUCUUCGACUGGAUGGUACAACAAAGAGUGAGGACAGAGGUCAGCUUCUUGCGCUCUUCAAUGCUAAGGACUCGCCAUACUUCAUCUUCUUGCUGAGCACACGAGCAGGAGGCCUUGGGCUGAAUUUACAAGCUGCUGACACUGUGGUCAUUUUUGACAGUGAUUGGAAUCCUCACCAGGUUUGUUUGUUUGCUUGUUUUGGUCUUCAACUUCGAAUCAUCGUACGUUUCUGGCAAACUGCCUACCUACCCCUCUCCUAAGCCAACAUUUUGCCUUAAGUGAGAAGUAAGUGUUAAUGUUGGGUGGAAAUUUUGUGCAUGAACAUAAAAGUAUAAAAUUUGAAGUGGAGGGAGAACGACUCGCUACAAAGUAUAUCCAAAUCAGCUGAACAGACUAAAAAGAGUGGAAAAAUUGCAUCUCCUCAAAACACAGCCCAUAUUUUCUGAAGCCUUCCCAAACGAGAUGGCGCGAACCCUUUGAUUUUCCGAUCGAAAUUUCCGGUUUUCCCAUGUAAAUGGUAAGCACCCCAGGUGUCCAUUUAAUCUUUGAGAGGUGUCCCUCUUAUAAGGUGUCCGUUAAGAGACAGCACACUGUUUCAAGCCUGUUUGAAGAUGCUUGUGUAUGUCAGGUGUACUAGGUGUGCAAUACUAACUAACCCAGGGUUUCGCUAACACCACUAGAGUGAAACAACUCAUUGAGUGGAGUUUGAUAGUAGAACCUGGUAUAUCAGUCUUUUCCUCACCCCGCGCCCCUCCUCCCCCCCCCUCCCCCACCCCCCAUUAUCAGAAAAGUUCGACGUUUGAAUCAAUUAGGAAUGACUGUUUCAAUUUGGAACGGCCCAGCCGUUCUUUCCGCCUAGCCCGGCCGGAAAUUUUGACUUUGGAUCGACUUUGGCAUUGGUUUAGACACCGAACUUUUCAUGUAUCGAACCUAAUACAUAAACUGUGAUAACGUAUUUUGUAAGCAGUUUGACCGAAAGGAUCAUUUUUCUCCUUCUGAAUUUAGUUGGGCUGGAGUUAAGAUCGGCGUCUGUAAUUAAUUCAGCCGGUCUAAAUCAUUUGGGUGAGCCUUAAUUCGGAUUAGGUUCGGCUCAUGAAAGUUCUUCGUCUGAACUGGGCCUAAAUCUACUGUUGAUUAACUGGAUAACUUUUUUUGGUAUUUAUAGGAUCUCCAAGCUCAGGAUCGUGCCCAUCGUAUUGGGCAGAAGAAUGAAGUACGUGUAUUGAGGUUGAUGACAGUGAACAGUGUUGAAGAGAAGAUUCUUGCUGCAGCCAGGUACAAGCUUAAUGUUGAUGAGAAGGUCAUUCAAGCUGGUAUGUUUAAUCAGAACUCCACAUCGAGUGAACGUCGCGCGUUCCUGAUGGCACUGCUGGGUACAGAGAAUGAAGAUGAUGAGGUACAGUUUGUGAGGGCGUAACGUUUGGCCCUAAUGUCGGUUCGCAAGACGGCAAUUCGCCCGAUGUGUAUUUGUCGUCCUUCAAGCCUGAAAAAAAAGGAACAAGCGUGAAAAGAUAGUGACCAUACGCGUGAAAUUCAAACUUAAGUAAAAUAACAUCUGAUAGGUUUGUUGUAGAGUGUUGUAUGUCAUUGGGCGAAUUGGCUCAAGUCCUGGCGAAUGCCGUCGGGCGAAUCGACUUUCGUGCGAAACGACCGCAAUUCAUUUUUGUUUAUUUAAGGUUGUACGGUUGUUAUGUGCGAUGGCUUUUUGGUUAAUUCUCCUAUGAGCAAACUUACCAGUAACUUACUCGUUUAGGUUUUGAAUGGGUUAACUUCCCUGCGGUGAAUUUGCCUGUUCAGAUUUACCGGUUACCAAAUCAAUAGGCAAUACAUCUAAAGAAAUUGUAUUUAUAUUAAACAGGAGGAAAGUGAAGUACCGGAUGACGAAACCGUUAAUCAGAUGAUUGCAAGAACGGAGGAAGAAUUUGAACUGUUCCAAGUAGGUGAACCUAUGUCAUGUUAUCCUCAACUUGUUUUACGACGCAUUCAUACAAACUAGAGAACUGAGGAGUUUUAAAACGCGUCACCUCUUACAAUGCAUUAACGUGUUCUCUCCCUCAAUAAGGACUCCGUCCGUACGUUUUAAUUUUUGACGGUUCACUGUUUACCGCUUGAAUCUUACUCAAUGGUGCCUUGUAUUCGCGCCCACCGUUUCCUUCAAGCGCCAUAAUUUUUGAAAAUCUUUGAUCGCUGAAUAUGGCAUUCAGUGUCUGAUUCUAUCUUACCAAACUUGUGACACGAUCGCAUCACGCCAAGAUCGCGCUUGAGAUCCAUUCGCGCUGCGUCCACGCUCAAACUCUCCAGACUGAUCUCCAUACCUUUUCACAAAGAAUUAGUUCAGAGAAUUUGAUCGAAGUAUUUUUCCUGUCUUUAUGACCUAUUGUCACUGUUAGGAACAAAUUGAUGUUGGCCUUUCUUGGGUCUUACAAGUUAAAAGCAAGGGGGGUAGAGAUACACUUACUGUUUAUCUGAUUUUUUUUGUUCUUCUCUGAUCUCAGCGCAUGGAUAUGGAAAGACGCAGACAGGAAGUAAGGGUAAGUAACUCUUGACAAUUGUGGUUUGUUUGUUUUAUAGUAAUAUAUAGAAUUAGCCAAGGCCAAAAGCGAAGCUCUCAUGUAUUUUUCAAGUCCCGUAGUUUAACCUUUGCGGUAAGCAGGAAGUAAACUGAAUUCCGUCUGAAAAGAAAGUGGACCUGAGUCUGCGAUCAAUUAAAACAAAUAAAUAGUCAGCGAAUAACUUUUUAAAAACACGUCAUCUGAAUGAGUGUACAGUUGAGCCCGCGAUACAGUUAUGUGACACUGGUCAGCGGAUACCCCUUCUGACAGCUGUCAAUUGAUCAUUACAUGGAUGUCCUAUCAAGUUAAACAGAUUGUAUUUGCUUUGAACACUUUGCUAGUAAGUGUAACCUUUUUACAUCCGCUAACAUGAGUGGGCGGAGGCAUGCGACUAUUUUGUCACUACCAAAAUUUCUUGCAUGCAUGUUUAACCAAAUUUUCUUUCAUAUGGUGCUCCGCUGCGCGCGUUUCGCUCGCGUGAGAGCUCCGCUAGAAAACUAACACUAUUGUGGUCCUUGUGUUUCAGGAGGCUGGUUCACUCCGUCGUCGCCCCCGCCUGAUGCAGAUCAGCGAACUGCCACGAUGGAUUGUCAAAGAUGAUGCUGAGGUUGGUAAAAAACAUCCGAAAAUUAACAACACGACACAAGCUCAUUUAAGGUCCUUUUUUCGAGGUCAGAUGUUACAGCGCGCUAAAUGUUGUCCUGCAAUUUUUCUUCAGGUUGAGCGUUUGACCUGGGAGGAGGAAUCGGAGAAGAUUUUUGGCCGAGGGUCACGUGUACGGAAAGACGUUGUGUACUGCGAGCAUCUGACAGAAAGACAGUGGCUGAAGGUAAGCAAGGGAGGGUACUAUUAGGCUGCGUGGAUGUUGCUUCGUUUUUCGUUUAACCUUGGUAUCGUAGCCCGAGUUAACGCUCUAAAAACCUCUCAUUUGCAAUUACGCUUUGAUUCCGAGCGGAAUCUGAGCCAACCCCGUUAGAGCUGUUACCUGUCAGAGAAAGGGACUUCUUAAACGUUAGAUCGUGUUUUUGAAAUUAAGAGAAUCGCAAAUUGCCAUUUUAGGCCAUAGAAGAUGGUCGACUGGACGAGGUGGAAGAACGACAAAAGGUUAAGAAAUCCAAGAAAAGAAAACAUGAAGGAGGAGAAGAGAGCGAAGCUCCUGUGAAGGUUAGUCAGCAAAUCCCCUCUACUGGGUAACAUAAAAUCGGGACAUCUAAGUUGACCGACGACCGCUGUUACGGCGAUGUUUAAUGAAUUUCCAGCUUCAAAAUUUCCAGCUCCCUAUAUAUAGCAAAUCACUUAAAGACUGGUCCCUCGGGAAACAGCUAAUUUUGUUUCGCUCACUUCUCAAUGUUUCCUGAGACUCCGCUCACGGGAAACAAAAUUUAGUGUUUCUCUCGCGACCAGUCAUUAUGUGUUUAAUAAUGUUAAACCGUGUGUCACCAGUUAGGAGUAUUGCUACUCACCACGGAAGGGUCGUCACUCAUAUCUGCUAAGAUUAACUCGUACAUUCUACUUUAUACAAUUAUGCAGAGAGACACCACCAGGAUUAAAGUUUCUAGGUUAUCUAAGAUUUGAUUUGCUAUUACUGUUGUUUCAUUUAAGGUGAAGAAAAAGCGUGGCCGACCCCCAGCAGGUAUAUUAUUCUGUUUUCUUUUUCUCGUGUUUCUAACCUUGUUUUUUGUGAGUUAAUUACGUCCUGUUUUGUGGCUUCACCGUUAAAAACGAUUCCUGGGUUUCGAAUAAGUAAUGUUUAAAUCACUUCCAGGGCCCGGUUCCUCGAAAGACGGUUAACUUUAUAUCAGGAUUAAGCUAAAUUUUAGGCAAGGUUUUCUUGCCUAAAAACAUACAACUCGAGCUUAAAAAUACUGUUUAGCCCUCACUCUGAAAUACAGUAAUGAUAACGCAAAGUGUUACUCUAAGCAUUAUGUAGGAAGGUAAAAUACAAAAACGGAACAACAUUUUGAACCUGGAUUUGCGCUAAUCGGCCUUUCAGAAACCGGGCCCAGAACCGCAGCAAAGAAAGACGUGACCGUUAAUGCUUGCGGGAAUAUCACGUAUUUUGAUCCCCGUUUUAUAAGGCCGGACUAAGACGAAGCUGGCCAUAUGAACCAAGCGCCUAUGAAGAGAUUCUAGUUAACUUUUUAGCCGCGACGGCGCUCUGUGGGCGGCGAAUUGGACACUGAGGCAGCAAGCAGGAUACUGACCCGGAACUGUGGAACAGACCAGGGUGCAGUAUUUUCUGGUCAAUUUCUGUUCUUUUCAUUUGUUCUAGUUAAACUUUCUCCCAAUCCUCCUGAACUGACCAAACAGAUGAAGAAGUUGAUCAAAUAUGUUGUGAGAUAUGUCGAUGAGUAAGUAUCAUAUGCAUAAUUUCCUGUGUGUUGCUAUACUUUUGCAGAACGCGCAAAUUCGCCAACGACAUUGCAUAGUUGUUUUCACAUUGCCGCUGACGCCAAUGCAGAGGGGCAGUGUUCCCAUGUUAAAAUACUUUUAAGCAUUUGCGACUUUGUCGUAGAAUACGAAUAAAAAGACCGAAGGAGACUUUUUAUGAGACGUACAAGCCUGCCAAAACGGGGCGUCCAUGGGCAAUUGAGAAAGAUUUAAACAGAUUACAAGCUUAAAGACGUCCGAUUGCAAAUUAAUUUACUUCUUUUCAAUUUUAGGUCAUGUUAUUUAGAAAGCUUGAUAUUCUUUGGGUUUUGUAAACGUGAUUUUGCCAAGAAAAUUCUUUGGCUUGACUGAUCUGAGGAGCAAAACACGUAAUUGACGUAAAUAAUCAAUAAAUAAUAGUGUGAAGUAAAAGACUUUCUAUUUUCCCUCAGUUCUACGCAACGCAACUUGGCCGAAAUCUUCAUGGCGCUCCCUACAAGGAAGGAACUGCCUGAUUACUAUCAAAUCAUUAAGCAUCCAGUGGAUAUCAGAAAGAUACGGGUAAGGAUUUGUCCUGUAAUCAAAUGUCCACACUCUGUAGACCAUUUUUCAGCUGUGAAGAAAUUUUUUUUUUCUUACUAGGAUUUUUCGAACAGUAAAGGUUGUCCUCAUCUUGGAGCUACCACCCUGGUCAAAACUCUGGGACACUAACACAUAGCUCGUUGAAAUGACGCAUUUUCCCUACCCCUUCCUCCCCGGGGCAGUGUUGACGUUAUGUAUUCAAGUCUGUUAUCAAUACAAUAAACACUCUUUGGAGGAGAGGGGGACAGCAGAAAUUGCCCCUAUAACAACAUUCCCAAGCUUUUAUAAGAGGUAGAAUACGAUUUAAUUUAGCAAAGUGCCGUCUUCGCGCCUAAUUUCCUUAAGUGUCCCAUGAUGUUUUGACCAGGGUUGUAGCUGCCUGUAAAUUAAACUUGUUGAUAUUCUCCAUGCACCGUCUCUUACAUAAUCCUUGCAGCUUUGAACAAGUCAAAAUCACUGAGUUGUGUGUGACAGGCCAUUUAUUCCCAGGGAGUAAACUCAAACAAUUUUUUUGGUCUCUGCACAGUUGAUUGUCCUGGAAACAAAAAAAAAAUUAAACUUUUAGUCUGGUCCCGCCCCCAGACACUUAGGGAACUUCUCUCAAAAUGGUUGCCUUUUCAAGAAAUGCAGUUUUUUCAGCUUCGAGAUGAGGUUCAUAUUAACUUUAAGAUUUUUUUUUUUGUAGGAACGGAUUAAUUCUCACAAGUACCGCACCGUAGAUGAUCUAGAAGAUGAUUUCAUUCUGAUGUGCAAGAAUGCUCAGACUUACAACAUCGAGGGAUCCAUUGUAUGUUAUUCCGUUGAGUUAAAUCUUGUUGUUAAACAUUUUAAUUUCCUGUGUCCCGUUUUUGGAAGUAAUAGUCUUCUGUUCCGCUCUGAUUCCACACCACCUUAUAAUUUUGUCUGGUAUAGAGCCACCUAAGUCUCCGUGAUGGAAACAUAAGCAGGUUUUGCCAUAAGUCUUCACUCUUUUUACGAUCCACAUGUAACCUUAGAAGGCACAUGAUAAAUCAUAUGGCGCGCGCGAGGAAGGAGGAUACAAGCGUGUCCCUCCCCGCUCACCCACGUCGUUUUACGUCCGCGCCGUACUUCCAUCUAUCAUGUAAUUGUGCGCAGAUUAGUCAACGCUUACCUCUGCAUUCUUCAAACUCAGUAGCAAUUUCGAACCGUGGUGUAAUACUUCUCUAUUCGUUGCAGAUUUACGAAGAUUCUAUCAAGCUGCAAGUGAGUACAGCAAAGUAAAUGUAGCCAGUAGGGCAAGUCGAAGAGUAAAUCAAAUAGCAUUUUAACCCUCAUAUCCUAAAGUUCCAUGCUGAAGAACUGGUUAUCUUGUUCUACUAGGCCCUUUACCCUGUUUAAAAUGUCCGGAGGAGCCUGGGUAAGAUUUCUGGAACACUUUUUGUAUGAUGGAUACAUAAUUACUUGGUAUCGUCCGUAUUGCUUUCUAGAGAUCUGGAACAUCCCUGUUGGGUGGCCCAGAAUCUGAGUAAAUUACUACAAAAAUUUGAGAAAAUUUUUCUGAUUAUUCAGUCGGUUCGUCACUACGCGACUGUUCUCUUAAAUUUUUCCUUCUUUUUCAUCUUUGUGUUGAGCAACAGAGGGUGCUCUCCAACGACGCGGACGACAACGAGAACGUCCAAAACACAACAGGUUUAAUUAGCCAACAACUUCGCCUGUUCUUUCCCGUUUUUGCGAUACGACGUGAAAAUGCCUUAUUUCGGUUUUAUCGAGGACGUCUUUUUUCUUCUUUAUGGUUGAGCAACAAAGAAGGGGUUGGAAUAAUCGCUAUAAAGACUGAAAGAACGCAAAUUCACUUUUUAAGCGAUGUUCUUGUCGCCGUCCCGUCGUUGGAUCUUAAAGUCCCUAUUAUAGCUGUUGAAUACCCUGGAAAGACACUCUUUUCGACAUAGGAAAGUUUUAGCGUAGGCGAGUCUCAAACAAGGAUUCGCCGGAAGUCGCUAUGAAAAUCAACUUUGUGUACGGUAUACUGUUCCGUCUUUCUUAAACAAUCGGUUAUGAGUUCCAUCAGGAGAAUUCGAUUUCUUCCCGACCCUUCCCAGAGGAACUUUGCCUUAUCAGAGCGUCCUGUUUUCUCAACUAACCAAUGAAUCGCCUUCACAGUCGAUUUUCACGCAUGCGAGACAAAGGAUACAGGCUGGCGAGGAGUUACAGUCGGCUCAGUCAUCAGUGCAGGAACAGGAAGUGGAAAGUGAUAAGGAGGCCGGUAGUGAGGGGGAAGAUGACGAUGAAGAGGUAAUGUGACGCCUGAGUGAAAUUGACUCUUUUCCAAUCCGCCAUAAUACACUCUGUUUGUCCCCUAAAUUUUGCACAAGUUAUUAGAGAGCUUUAGAUUUGAGGACGAGAACGAGUAUGAAUACCAGAUUUAACUCAAGUUUUUGUGCUUGUUCUAAAAAAAAGACGCCCGGAAAGCUUCAUUUUACUUUUUUUUUUUCACCAAAAAAGUUAGUACAGUUAUUUAUAGUGAAGGAGGUUAAUUAAGCCCUCUCCCGACAGCAGAAUGCUAAAACUUCGUACAUUUGAUAACUUGUUCCCGCCACUACGACAUUAUUAGAGACCUUUAGAUUCAAGGACGAGGACGACUACGAGUACGAGAUUUGACUUUAAGUUUUUUCGCGUCUUCUCAAAAUAUAGACUCCCCGGAAAGCUUCAUUUUACCAUUUUUCACUGGAAAAGUUAGUACUGUUACCUUUAGUGAAGGAGGUUACAUCCUCUCCCGAUCUCAAAGUGAUAAAACUUGUAACAUUUGAUAACUUGUUACCGCAACUUCGACAUUCGCGCUAAAACUCGUAGUAGAGUGACGACGGCUACCACGUUUUCCCGCCAAAAUGACGCUGGUUCACGCGCAGGCACUACUUAGUACUGAGAAAAUCUCGUACUCGUAGUCGUACUCGUCUUAGAAUCUAAAGGUCUCUAUUCUCGCUACUAAAACUCGUAGUAGAAUGACGACGGCUACCACGUUUUCCCGCCAAAAUGAUGCUGGUUCACGCAUGAGCAUUACGCAGUAUUGAGAAGAUCUCGUAGUCGUAGUCGUUCUCGACUCAGAAUCUAAAGCUCGCUAUUGUUAUUCAUUUCCAAGUUACAGUUUUAUGGAACUUCAGUUUCUGUGAUUUAUCUUUUUCAGGAAUUUGAAGAGGGUGAGUCAGUGGGCUCAGACGCUGAAGGUAACGGAAGCCUUUUUGAUAAGCUCCAAACUAUAAACAAAUUCUGUCUUUCUUUACUUGAAUCAAAACGUCUGGAUAUUGUUGAUGACUGUAUUUACUUAAAACAGCGCCGCGGGGCUUAUUACUUUUUGACUUGUUGGUGCGAUGCUUAUUUGAAAAUUUCACUCACGUGGUCAAAAAAUUUAUUGAAACUUGUACGGUUGACUCCCGAUAACUCGAACCUUCGCUAACUCGAACCUCGCGUUGACUCGAACUAAAGUCGACUUCUCCUGGAUUUCUGUCAUACAUUUACUGUAAUUCAUCUCUCGCUAACUCGAACCCCCGAUAACUUGAACCCCCCGCUAACUCGAAGUAAUUUUUGUUUCCCUUGAAAUCAUUUCUAUGUAAUUUUACCCUCGAUUACUCGAACCAUGUUAUAAUAAGCGCAUGACAAAUCGGUAAAAAUAACACCGUGAACUGAAGUCCAAAACAUUGAAUUUAUUUCAAAGCAACCGUGUCAAUUCUUUGUCUUUACUUUUUUGUCCCUCCAGUUCAAAAUCAGUGUCCAUCCCUCUAUAUUAAUCAAGCCUUGCGCUGCAUUCCCUCCCCAUCCAUCUGCUCAUUUUCUUAUUUCCUUUUAUUUACUUCGAACCCCCGAUAGCUCGAACUUUUUCCAAUUUCCUUAGAAGGUUUGAGUUAUCGGGAGUCGACUGCAGGCCAUUUCCGAAUUCCAAGAAUUCACUUUCAAAACGAGGCAAAGUGUAAAACUUUUCUUCUGAAAAUGACAAUGAAAAAUCAUUUUCAUCAGUGGCUUCGCACUUGAUAGCCCAGCUUUGAAACAAAGGCAUGGAGCAACUCGGAAAAAGGUUCAACUCCCACGAUUUUAGUAACGCGGAACAUUUUCAUCGAGAAACUCAAAGUUUUUGAAAUUACUCUUUCUAACGGAGAGUAAAAAGAUUUUAAUUAGUCGCCUCUUGUUUUCUUUUUCAGCAGGUAGCAGUCAGUCGCUCCUAAAGAUGCGUAUUAAACUUGGAAAACAGUCGGUGGAGAAAGCCAAAGUUGAGAUGGGCGCUGUUGUAAGUUUAAAUUUAAUUUGCGCAAAGUAAAACCUGUACUGUGAGCCCUUUUUCUUCGUUCAUCUGCCACCAUUAGCAAGCUAUUAAGAGUUCGUCUUGUGGUACAGUAGCUGAAGCUCAUUUUCCCCAUUCUGUAACUUUCCCAGAAGAAAAAGCGUCGCGGACGCCCGCCACGAGUCCGACAGGAUCCGAGUGACAACGAAGGUGACUCGUACCCGCCAUCGGAGAAGGACGAAAGCAGUGAAGGAGUGAGUAAACAAUGGUUUCUUUGUACUUAACAUAAAUAUACAAAUAGUCCCGCACCGCAAGCCCACAAAUUAUCCUUCUAAUUAUCCUUUUUUUUACUUCGCAGGAAACCUCUGACCGAGAAUUAGCGGGCUCAUCUCAAGAGGCAGCGGCGUCGCCUUCACAAAGAAAAAAAUGAUGAAGCAAGAAAGUCAACGAGACUAACUCCCUAAACCUGCUUCUUUGUAGCAAUUUGUAUUUUGUUGUUAAGGGUUCUUGCUUUGUCUUUGGCCCAGUAGCUUUUCCCUGCGCGGAAGGAUGCUGUGGAGUCCGCCGACACAGUUAUUUCUUCGAUUCCUUAAAUUAACACCAGGGUUCGUGCUACUCUUUGAAGUCCUUAAAAAAACCUGAAUUUAAUUUUAGAUUUCAAGGGCGCAUGAAAAGCCCUUGAAAAGAAGAAUUUCUUCAAAAAUUGCGUGAAAACUCUUUGAUUUUUUUUGUUCGAUUGGGUAAUGAGAGUUUUAUAACAAAGUAACUCAAAGAUUGAGCGCAAAUGUUAAAAUCGAGGACAGAUUUUGGGAAAAUUUUGCCUGACACUCCUUGAAAACACAGUCGUUUGUGAUUAAAAACUUCUUUAAACCAGCACAAACCCUGGAGCAUUCAUACUCUCGUCACUACUCCGUGCAUUCUGAUGGUUGUGAGGGGAACAGUGUGUUUGCAAAUCAGUGUAUAGUAAGUAGUACGAUCUGUGUAGAUUUUUCACUUUUGUGCUUGACAGAGAACUUUAUUGCACGAGGGAACUAAAUGUUGUUCGUUGUGAGGGUUAAAAGGUUGAGCACAAGUUUCGUUUUUCUUGUGGCUGUAAGUCUUAUUUUUCAGUUGACUUCAAGAAUAUAAGUAUAGUAACCUAACAAAUGCAUUGCUCUUCACAACCUUGUUCCCAGGGCUCCCGCCUACUCGUCCGCAAGAGUGAAAGAGUCCGUGUGUAUCGUUGGGAAGUCAUUAGAUCACAAUCACCUCAACAAAGUUGUGGCGUCCAGCGGUUUUAGUCUCGCGGGCUCAUAAAACCUAGUCUCGGUCAUUGUUAUUGAAUGAUUUUCGUACCGUUGAGAACAAGGUUAUGAUUUUCAAAGUAACCUGAUGUGAAGUAACUAGAGUCAGGCUACGCGCAUGCGCACGGCAGCGGGCGAAUUUUCUACCGGCUGAAAAUUCAUACGGAAGUGCCUUAACUGUGCGAAAAUUUGGACGCCUAGCUGUUCGAAGUUCCGUGUUGUAACAGAAAAUAUUGAAUGGUACCGUGUGAAGGAAGGUAAAACGUAAAAAGGUAAAGGCGUACACUAGCCAAAGGCCCACACGGCCGGAGCUUAUUUCCGGUUUCCGUAAUAUGAAGCAAGCAUAGGAGUUCUGCUACUCCCCCUGGACGGGAUGCUAAUCCAUCGCAGGGUUACCCCCCCCCAGCAGUAUGUCGCCGGUACCCAUUUAUAGACCUAGGUGAAGAAGGAAACAACGCGACGGACGAGGCUUGAACCCCAGACUUCAAGAUCCAGAGUUCGAGGUGUUAACCGCUCGGCCACAGACGCCUUCACUCGUGUGAAGGUAGUGUCCGGUCAAAUUUUUUCAGCCGAUGGAAAAUUCCUUCGUGUGAACGUUGCCUCAUUGUCCGUAACCCGUGUAGAGUUACUUGACAUAGUGUAUUAAUAGCUUGUAUAUAGUUCCUAGUUCCUACCAACUGUGUUGUCCUGCAAAGAAACAAUCUGUUAAUUCUGUUUUGAUUGGAUUCUGUUUCUUUUUGUCGGUGAUCCUUUAGUAGAUUGUUAUAAAAGUUCCUUGGGAAAUAGAUAGAAGUGUUCCUUAGAAAUAAAAGUUUAUGCUACCUUGU
Porites lobata is the source of this 27871-nucleotide messenger RNA. The record is from the annotation of a GenBank genome assembly. NCBI's taxonomy places the organism in Eukaryota, Metazoa, Cnidaria, Anthozoa, Scleractinia, Poritidae.